Messenger RNA from Eremothecium sinecaudum, 900 nucleotides. Its product is annotated as HBL331Wp. The record is from RefSeq and is a predicted model, not a curated record. Gene Ontology annotation, cellular component: nuclear speck. NCBI's taxonomy places the organism in Eukaryota, Fungi, Ascomycota, Saccharomycetes, Saccharomycetales, Saccharomycetaceae. Gene Ontology annotation, molecular function: RNA binding. The coding region runs from base 1 to 900 and encodes 299 amino acids. Gene Ontology annotation, biological process: mRNA splicing, via spliceosome. The transcript has a single exon.
AUGGGAAUGAGCAAUACCAUCCACGUCUCUGGUUUCCCUAGGGAUACUAGAGCAAGGGACAUGGCGGCUGAUUUCGAGUCGAUUGGCAAAGUUGUCCGAAUUGAUAUUCCCCCUAUGAGGCCUUUCCAGGAUAGGCCAUACGCAUUUGUUCAGUACGAAACACACGAGGACUGCGAAAGAGCUGUAGAGGCAUUGAGUGGACGCACGUUUUCAUUGGACACGCGAUUCAAGUACCAUGUACAGCUGGCGCGAUCAAGACCAUAUGCUACGAAGGUUCCGGGCCCUGCGGGUAGAACUGCGGGUAGGCCAUAUACUGAGUUCCGAGACACCAGAGGAGGUAUGCUUAGUGGCUACAGGGGAAGAAAUCAUAGAGAACUAGAUCCGCGCGACUUCAGAGGUGUAGGCAGAGGUCUUUCCGGUGGUUACCGAACCGACUCCAGGGUUCAUAAGUUCAGAGAACCACGGCAAUAUCGUGAUAGAGAACCUCCCAAGGCAUACGAGAGCAUCAGUCCGUACCUACAUGACGUAGCACAUCCUCUUUCACCUGAUGGCUAUGUUCCUCAAUCUCUUACCACUGCAGACUCCCCCGCAAAAUCCUUUGACUCAAGCGUAAAGGAGGAAACCCAGUCAUCGAAGCCGUCAUAUGCCGAUCGUAAUGGAAGCCAUUCCGACACCCCCCAAACACAGCAGCCUGAAGGUUCACCAGCACAACCUCACACUGAUGAAAACAAGGGUUCUCAUGAGCUGAUGGCACAUGGCGCUCAUGGUGCGUCUCAUGGAGUUGAUAACAGUAACCUUGCAGAUAGCGCCGAUAAAAGCCCCGGAUCCGGUGAAAACCCUAGCGCUGCAAGCCAAGCUCUCGGCGAUCUUUCCUCUCACACAGACAACAAUUUGCCUUAG